This is a messenger RNA of Linum tenue, 2201 nucleotides long. NCBI's taxonomy places the organism in Eukaryota, Viridiplantae, Streptophyta, Magnoliopsida, Malpighiales, Linaceae. The record is from the annotation of a GenBank genome assembly.
AUGAGGUGUGCUGAUUGCAAAGAAGAAGAUGGGGAGCUGGGGGACCCAUCAUACAAAUGAAAUGAGCAGGAGAAGAAGACACUGCAGGCGGCCAAUUAAUCCCUAAACACCAAACCAUCACACGAAGACUCAAAACAAUAACAUUUUCGCUUCAAUCAGGAGGAGGGAGCAAUUUACAAUUCAAGCGUCAGUCGAGCCAGUAGCGUUUGGCUGAUUAUGCCCCGCUCGAAUCUAAACCCUAAAAACACCACCUGGAAAACGAUGGCUUCCUUCUCGUUUAAUCUGAACCCCCCUCAGCCUCAUAUAUCGCCCUCCGCAUCUUCGUCGCUCUCCUGCUACAGCUCGCCUCCCCGCUUUCUCAAUUCGACAAAAUUCCAGCCGGGUUUUGCCUUAAUUCUCCUGUGGAUUGCUGGGUCUCAAUUGGUUGAAUUCCUAGUCGGGAAAAAGAACGUUCCAAAAUAGUUAAAUGAUGAAGAGGUACAGGAAUGGAGAAAUCUGGGACUUCGAGCUCGAAAAUCGGUUCGCCAGUAACCCUCCGGUGAUCUUAGGAUUGGAUGGCGGCACUACUUCCACCGUCUGUGUCUGCAUCCCCAUUCUGCCAUUCUCCGCCCCGCUACCGGACCCUCUUCCCUUUCUCGCCCGCGCCGUCGCCGGCUGCUCCAACCACAAUAGUGUUGGCGAACUUGCUGCUAGAGAGACCUUGGAGCAGGUUAUGGCAGACGCACUCUUGAAGUCCGGUUCCACUAGAUCUGCAGUUCGAGCAGUUUGUCUAGCUGUUUCAGGUGUUAACCAUCAAACGGAUGAGCGAAGAAUUUUGAAGUGGCUUAGGGACAUCUUCCCUCGUCGUGUUGAGCUAUUUGUUCAGAAUGAUGCUGUGGCAGCAUUAGCUAGUGGAACAAUGGGAAAGCUUCAUGGUUGUGUAUUAAUUGCCGGUACAGGGACGAUAGCAUAUGGGUUCACAGAAGAUGGAAGAGAAGCUCGGGCUGCAGGAGCUGGUCCUGUCUUGGGCGAUUGGGGAAGUGGAUACGGAAUAGCUGCACAGGCAUUAACAGCAGUAAUAAGGGCCUAUGACGGUCGGGGUGGUCAAACAAUCCUCACAUCAAGUAUAUUGCAGUUUCUAGGGCUUUCUUCUCCAGAUGAACUUAUUGGGUGGACAUAUUCAGAUUCAUCUUGGGCUCGCAUUGCAAAUCUUGUCCCAGUGGUCGUGUCUUGUGCAGAGUCAGGUGAUGAAGUUGCAAAUCAAAUACUGCAAGAUUCAGUUGAAGAAUUAGCUUUAAGUGUGAAAGCUGUUGUCCAUAAACUUGGGUUGUGUGGCGAAGGUAUGAUUCCUGUUUGUGUUUGAUUUUUUCAUAGCUUGUCAAUACUGUCAUAUGAUAUAGUUUCACUGGUUUUGUGACUUCAUUGCUUGUCAAUACUGUCAUAUGAUUCCUGUAUGUGCGUUGUACUAUAUUAUCAAUGCUCAGUUGCUGCAGUAAGAGAAGAAAUUUGCAGAUUUUCCAAUUUAGGUUAUACCAUAAAAUGGCUGCAGUCUUUAGAGCUUGAGGCCUGCUGUUAAUGAUUCAGUGAUGGAAAUGCUCCUUUUCCCCUUGUCAUGGUCGGUGGUGUUCUCGAAGCAAACAAGAGUUGGGAUAUAGGGAAAGAGGUUGUGAACUGCAUCUCUCGAGACUACCCGGGGGCUCUUCCAAUUGUACCGAAGGUAGAGCCGGCCGUGGGUGCAGCACUAUUAGCUUGGAAUUUCUUGAUGAAAGAGUCGCAAUGAAAUGGUGGCAACAAAUCCGCCAUUGCCAUAAUAGUGACCAUCGGUGCGAAGCUUAUAUAAAAUAAUGGCCUGCCUGUUGUAUAUUUGGGAGAAGAAAAGUGUAUGUGAAGUGAAUGGGGAAGAGUCUGAUUCUGUAUUGGGGGUGGGGGGGUAAUCGAGUUGUGUUGUUGAGCUCAGAAAAUUUGCAGCGAAUUUUUUACUGGUACUUUUGGUAUUGGUUGCCAAGUGGAACUGUCUAUGAUUAGGAUGUGACAACAAAAAAAAAAAAAAAAAAAAAAUUGGCAUUACCAUUUAUUGUCGUCCUCUUUGUCGUAUUUUGUUUUGCUUUCUGGUUGUCCUCUUUCUUUUUCCUUUUUAGAAAUGUAUCUUGUUUUUCCUUUUAAAAAAGUUCUAUAUAUGUAUCUUAUUACCAGCCAUGUGUAUGGGACUUGAGCGAUUAGAA